Linum trigynum is the source of this 1062-nucleotide messenger RNA. Lineage: Eukaryota; Viridiplantae; Streptophyta; Magnoliopsida; Malpighiales; Linaceae. The record is from the annotation of a GenBank genome assembly.
AUGGCGCUCAGACUUACGGGACAAGCAAUCAAUCUCACAGGUCUCCGUUAUCAGCCGGACCUACUUCCUCCGACACCGUCUCGCUUCUCAAAGCCGCGAUUAACUCGCCCGAUCAGAGCAAUCCAGAGCGGAGGGGAUGAAGCAGCAUCGGCAGGAGCAGCUUCUGCUGUUGCUACUCCGACUAGGGCUCCCUCGCUGAGACGCCCGCACAACGUCGACGGAGAGUUCUUCGUCGACACUAGAUGCAUUGACUGCGAUACAUGCCGAUGGAUGGCUCCACAAAUUUUCACACGAGUUGAUGGAAUGUCUGCUGUUUCUAAACAACCGACUUCUAGUGAGGAGAGGUUGAAUGCUCUUCAGGCCUUACUCGCUUGUCCAACGAGUUCAAUCCACACAGAGAAACCCACUCGUGAUGUUCUGGAAGCUCAGAAAACAUUCCCACUUCCGAUAGAUGACAAGAAAAUCCCAGGAAUCUAUCACUGUGGUUAUCAUUCUGAGAAAUCAUAUGGAGCAGCUUCCUACCUGAUCAUUCGCCCUGAUGGAAAUAUAAUUGUGGACAGUCCUAGAUUCACUGAGAAGCUGGCCCGUAACAUAGAAGCUCUGGGGGGUGCAAGUUACAUGUUUCUCACUCAUAUGGAUGAUGUUGCAGAUCAUGAGAAGUGGUCAAAGAGAUUAAACUGUCAAAGAAUUCUGCACUCAGGAGAUGUAAGAGUUGAUACUGCUGACGUGGAAAUCAAGUUGGAGGGAAAUGGGCCAUGGAGCCUUGGAGAGGAUGUCGAGCUUAUACACGUCCCAGGACAUACAGAAGGAUCUGUCUGCUUAUUCUACAAGCCGCAUAAGAUCUUAUUUGCUGGGGAUCAUCUUGGCAUGACCGAAUUUGGGUUGAGCAUUUUUGAGACAUACAACCGCAUUUCAGUUCCUAUGCAGCUAGACAGUGUCAAAAAAUUAUUGAAAUUGAACUUCCAGUGGAUAUUACCAGGUCAUGGGAGGAGAGCUGAAUACAAGAACAGCCAGGAGAAAGAUUCAACUUUGGAGAACUUUCUGCAGCAGAAGUGCAGUUAA